AUGUCACUAUCAUCAUCAUCAUCAUCAUUUCCAACCAAUGAAAGUGUGCAGAGGCACCUGCUAUCUUUUCAGCACGCGGUGGAUGAUUCAAUCUCAGCAUCAUUAUCUCGACACAAUCGAAAUGAUAGCAGCUUUCGCCAGCCCCGUGUCCUGUAUAUUGAUCCACACUUCUAUACUACCAUAGAGAACAACAACCAUGAUGCAGGAGAUGCUGAAGAGUCGUCGUCGUCCAGCAAACAUGAAAUCCAGAUUACCAAACGAACUCGAGCAGCGAAGAAGCACCUGGAAAACAGCAGACAGUACCGAAAGUGGCAACGAGACCCGCUUCGAGAAGGAGACUGCAAACCCAUGAAACCUUGGCAGGAAACCUCUUUCCCUUCCUGCAAUAAAAUGCACGAGAUGGAGAUUCAAAGCCAGUUUCAAGUAUUGACGAAUGGUGGGUAUAACACAGUAUAUAAGUUUUCUGACAUGGAUGGCAGUACCCGCAUUGCUAAGAUCCUAAAGUAUGCCAGAGACUACACGGAUCGUAAUUUGGAUCGAGUCCGGCGGGAUUCCCUCAUUAUGGAACGGGCGACGGCUUCUGACUUUGUACUCGACACCUACAGUUAUUGCGGCUUUUCUCAAUUAAUUGAAUAUGGUGAGGGUGGGGAUCUGAACUAUUGGAUUAUGGCUGUAUAUGAAAGACUGUCACAGAAACAAAAACUGCAGAUCGCAACACAAAUUUCACAAGCAUUGGCCGAUGUUCACAAUCUGGAUGGAAACAACAUUUCGAGUAUGACUCACGGAGAUCUCGCUUCCAAGCAGUUCAUUUUGGUGGACGGCAAAUUCAAGCUUAGUGAUUUCAAUCGAGGACGCUUCCUUCGAUGGGAUGAGAAAACAAACGAACCAUGUCCUUACACGAUUGGGAGCAAUGAUGGAAAGUUUCGAUCACCAGAAGAGUAUGAUUAUAUUCCUCAAACCUCAGCUAUUGACGUGUGGGCGUUGGGAAGCGUCUUGGUCCAGCUGGUAACGGGCGAAGAAGCUUGGGAUGGCUACGAAAACGAAGUUGCACAGAGUGCAAUCGUUGCUGGAAAACUGCCUCCGUUCCGAGAAAAGAUCAAGUAUCCAUCCGAUCCAAUCAACCAAGUACUGGUCAAAGCCAUUGGCAUGUGCUACGUCUACGAACCAAAGGAUCGGCCGAAGGCUGGAGCUGUCGUGGAGUACUUGAAAAACGAAGUAACUAGGUUGGGAUUUGAGUGGAACCGGAUAGAUUGA
Messenger RNA from Cylindrotheca closterium, 1254 nucleotides. NCBI's taxonomy places the organism in Eukaryota, Bacillariophyta, Bacillariophyceae, Bacillariales, Bacillariaceae. The record is from the annotation of a GenBank genome assembly.